UCGGGCGAAGCACCCGCAGGUCGGGGCUGGGCAGGCAGGACCCAAACCCGGUUCUCUGGGCCCGGGCCCCGCAGCCACACCGAGCGCGCACUCACACUCCGUCUCUGCGCGCGCUGGCGGUGGGCGCGAUGGUCGCGGCGCUGCUCCCCAGCCUGCUGGAAGCCAACUGCAGCCUGGCGCUGGACGGAGAGCUGUUCCCGGACGGCUGGGCGCUGGCCCUGGACCCCGAGGGUCCCCACUCCUACUGCAACGCGACCUUGGACCUGAUCGGGACGUGCUGGCCCCGCAGCGCCGCCGGAGCCCUGGUGGAGAGGCCGUGCCCCGAGCACUUCAAUGGCAUCAAGUACAACACCACGCGAAAUGUCUACCGAGAGUGCCUGGAGAAUGGGACCUGGGCCUCACGGCUCAACUACUCGCAGUGUGUGCCCAUUUUGGACGACAAGCAGUGGAAGUAUGAACUACACUACUACAUCGCCCACAUGGUCAACUACCUGGGCCACUGCGUUUCCAUGGCAACCCUUAUGGCCUCUUUCCUGCUUUUCCUGGCCCUGCGGAGCAUUCGCUGUCUUCGGAAUGUGAUUCACUGGAACCUGAUCGGCACCUUUAUCCUGCGGAAUGCCAUGUGGUUCCUGCUGCAGCUCAUUGACCCCGAAGUCCAUGAAAGCAAUGAGGUCUGGUGCCGCUGCAUGACCACCGUCUUCAACUACUUCCUGGUGACGAACUUCUUCUGGAUGUUCGUGGAGGGCUGCUACCUGCACACAGCCAUCGUCAUGACCUACUCCACCGAGCGCCUGCCCAAGUGGCUCUUCCUCUUCAUCGGAUGGUGCAUCCCUUGCCCCAUCAUCAUCGCCUGGGCCCUGGCCAAGCUCUACUAUGAGAAUAAACAGUGCUGGUUUGGGAAGGAGCCGGGCGACCUACUGGACUACAUCUACCAGGGCCCCAUCAUCCUCGUGCUCCUGAUCAACUUUGUGUUUCUGUUCAACAUCGUCAGGAUCCUAAUGACAAAACUACGAGCAUCCACCACGUCAGAGACGAUCCAGUACAGGAAGGCGGUGAAGGCCACCCUGGUGCUCCUGCCGCUUCUGGGCACCACCUACAUGCUCUUCUUGGUCAACCCUGGGCAGAAGGACGAGCUGUCGCAGAUCGUGUUCAUCUACUUCAACUCCUUCCUGCAGUCAUUCCAGGGCUUCUUCGUGUCUGUCUUCUACUGCUUCUUAAACGGAGAGGUGCGCGCAGCCAUGAAGAAGAGGUGGCACCGGUGGCGGGACCAUCACUCCCUCCGAGUCCCAGGGGCCAUGUCCAUCCCCACCUCGCCCACUCGGAUCAGCUUCCACAGCAUCAAGCAGACGGCCGCUGUAUGACCCCGCGUGUCACCCACUCGCCCGUCAUUCCCGGGUCAGUCGGAACAGCUUCCCCGUCCUCCUCCACCUCCCGUGCUUGCCCGACGCCCAGAUGGGGGCGGAGGGAGGGAGAGACCAGCUCUCCAGCCUGUGCAGCCCAGGGGCCUCCGCGGGACCAGGGGCCGGAGCGGAGCGGAGAAGUCGCAGGAACCCCAAGGAGAGCAAGACGGUGGGGCGCAGGUCCGCAGGCGUUUGUGACACCAGACUCACAGAGAUCCUCAUGGAAGCCCCGCUCACCGAUGAGGAGGCUGAGGCCCGGGGCCGGAAGGACCUGCCCAAGUCCCACAGCUCGAUCCUGUGGGCCUGGGCCCCUGCCCCCCUCGUGGUGUGGGCCUUCCUGCCAGUAGCCGGAGGCCGUUGGCCCUGCUCCCUGCCUGCCGCCUCCACACUCAGGGGCGCCCUCUGCAGUCGGGGGGAGUAAAGGAUUAGUUUGGAGGGCUUGAUCCCAGGGCCCCUCGCCUCGAAAGCCUGGUCUACACCACCCCUGCCCCCGGGCUUCCUGAAGAAGGUGGACUCCUUUCUGGGAGACCUCAGCCUCCUCCAUAGAUUCAAGGGCUUGAGGAGGGGAAGGGGGAGAGGAAGACAGGGCUAGGAGAGCCACACUUAGACCAAUAAGGUACAUAGGGCAGGACAAAACGGAGAGAAGCCGGGGGUGGGGGUGGGGGACGGGCAGGGACGAGGGGUAGAAAUAGCAGAAACUGAAGCACAUCUUUAGUGACCGGAGCUAAGUCCCCAGCCUCCACCGGAACCUCCCCUUCUGAAGCCACAUCUGCUCUCUGUAGAAUAAACCAUGUCUCUGUGGAAACAGCCCCCACAGGUGCAGGGGACCAGGCAGCCGAAGGGGUGCUGGGGCCAGGGUGCUGGGCUGGGCCCGCCCUCCUUGCCGACUGGCGCUGGCCUGGGCCGGUUCUCUCUGACCCCUGCCCCGCAGGUCUGACCCUUAUCAUUCCCCCAAGACAAUAUCUGCCCCUCCUCCCCAGCCACAGGCAGUUGAAUUCAGCACAGACAGAGGUACCGUGCAGUUCGCCUGCACACCCCGGCCUGUGCCCAGGCCCGUCCCAGAGGCCCAGAUUCUGGAAUCUGGAGGGACAGGCUGACAAGGCCUGUGGUCUCCAUGAGCAGUUUCCCCCUGGUCCUGGCUCCCCGCUGCCCUGCAGGAGGGGCCAGGAGCCCAGGGGCGGGAGGAGCCAUCGGGCCAGGGUUCAAAGGGGCUUUUGCUCUUGGUACGA
Molecule: messenger RNA, 2629 nt
Organism: Myotis myotis
Lineage: Eukaryota; Metazoa; Chordata; Mammalia; Chiroptera; Vespertilionidae
Gene: CRHR2
Product: corticotropin releasing hormone receptor 2
Exons: 12
Coding region: 129-1361 (410 amino acids)
Biological process (GO): cell surface receptor signaling pathway; adenylate cyclase-modulating G protein-coupled receptor signaling pathway; long-term synaptic potentiation
Cellular component (GO): plasma membrane; dendrite; axon terminus
Molecular function (GO): corticotropin-releasing hormone receptor activity; G protein-coupled peptide receptor activity; corticotrophin-releasing factor receptor activity
Source: RefSeq, a predicted model, not a curated record